Molecule: messenger RNA, 246 nt
Organism: Cylicostephanus goldi
Lineage: Eukaryota; Metazoa; Nematoda; Chromadorea; Rhabditida; Strongylidae
Source: the annotation of a GenBank genome assembly
GACGUAAAUGCCUAUUCAGCAAUUCGAGACAGUGUCAAUCAGCGAAUCGCCACGACUUAUGACACUGCCGUGGAGAAAGUCAAAGCUAAAGGGAGCAAUGAUGGAGAGGAUGUUAGAACAUUCACCAAAGCUAUGGAUACUAUUGUUCAUUUAGAGGGAACCAAAUGUGGACUAUUUAGAAAGGUAACCGACUUGACCAUGCAAAAAUUCUUCCUGGUACCACAUACGUUGCACACAAUCGCAUAA